AUGAAGUUGCUGCUUGAGCUUCUACUACUGUCCCUAUCUUCUUUCCUUUUUACCUCCCGUGGUGCUGCCAAACCAAUACCCGUGAUAUCUGCAACCGCGCGCCGAACCUCGUGGGGAACACGUCGCCUUCUUGACUCACGAGAACCUCGUGGGGAAGAUGUCGCCUUCUUGACUCACGAGAACCUCAUGGGGGACACCUUGGCCGUGUUAACGCACGAGAACCUCGAGGUACAUACGACAUCAUCCGGUGAUCGCAACCUGGAGGAGACUACUCUUGUCACAGUGACCGUAAAAACGUACCUUUGGAAUUCACAUAUACUCCCCAUCAUGAGAGUGCUAGCUGUCGUGGGGCACUUGGGUGUGGACGACUAUAUUUUGGUGACUCGCAUCCCUAGCGUCAUAUCGCUAGGGGACUUCGACACAACUUUCUGGCAGGAUCCAAGACCCGCAAUAAGCCACCUUCAUGACAAGCACGAGGAAACUGGAGCUGAUACGCGUGCCCAUGGUCGUCACGACUUUUUGAAUGCACGUAUUCUCUGCCAAUCUCCGGAGUGUACUACUUCCAUUAUGGCUGAUGACAAACCCUCACCGGGUCAACCCCUAGACCCAAACAACCAUGCCAUCGUCAUACAAAAUAACUACAUCGCCGAAGGCGUAACGAUCAACAUAAAUUCGAGCAACAGUUAUGGUUCCAAACAUGUCGCCGCCCAACCGGCGGAGUCAACAUCCUCGCAAUGUUCGUUAGCGAGACCGCUAGGUCCAGUUGACUACGGUCGCGAAAGUGUAGUAUUCAAUGGCAAUACGCUUGGCCAUCAAACAAACCGUUCUUCCAUCACCUGGACGAUCCAGAAACAGAUCCAGACGCCGAACCAAGAACGUUUAGUUGGGUCUUAUCAUAUAUCGUAG
Suillus fuscotomentosus is the source of this 906-nucleotide messenger RNA. RefSeq lists its product as uncharacterized. NCBI's taxonomy places the organism in Eukaryota, Fungi, Basidiomycota, Agaricomycetes, Boletales, Suillaceae. The record is from RefSeq and is a predicted model, not a curated record. The transcript has 5 exons. Bases 1 to 906 code for a protein of 301 amino acids.